This is a messenger RNA of Aspergillus chevalieri, 2346 nucleotides long. It is a transcript of the gene prp28, whose product is annotated as mRNA splicing protein PRP28. Bases 1 to 2346 code for a protein of 781 amino acids. Gene Ontology annotation, biological process: mRNA splicing, via spliceosome. The record is from RefSeq and is a predicted model, not a curated record. Gene Ontology annotation, cellular component: catalytic step 2 spliceosome. The transcript is spliced from 3 exons. Lineage: Eukaryota; Fungi; Ascomycota; Eurotiomycetes; Eurotiales; Aspergillaceae. Gene Ontology annotation, molecular function: RNA helicase activity; ATP binding; RNA binding.
AUGGAUCCCAUCAUUCCCGACGAUCCUUCAGACACAUCUCUUCCUAUUCGAAGCCCCUCUAAUUUAGAACAGCCGCCUCCCCCUCCUCCUCUCGACUUCGCUCCUCCGCCGCCCCCAGACGUGCCCGCGCCUCCUCCGCCGCCGGAGGAAGAACCACCCGCACCGCCGCCGGCGACAAAAAAGAAGAAGCAGGGAUGGGGGACUAAGCGACCUGCGCCCGCACCGUUGAGUGUGGAGGAACUGGUGAGGAAAAAGAGGGAGGCUGAUGCAGCUGCUGCUAAGCCGAAAUUCCUGUCGAAAGCAGAACGUGAGAAAAUCGCUCUGGAGAAACGCGCAAAGGAAGUCGAGGCAAAUCGACGAAUGAAAGAACAAGCGACGAAUGGCGCAGACCGCAAUAGGACACUAUUCGACGAGCCAAGUCAAGACGGAGGGUCCAUCCCGACUGGUCCUCGAGCUAUGCGCAGCUCCGUCCCGAACAAAGGCUAUGAUAUGUCACCGCCACCCGCGCCCAAGUCGAUGGCAUUCGGAUCGAAGGACUCGAAGGGCGGACCUGCUGAUAAGCGGACGGCGGAGGAUGAAGAGGCGGCCGCGCAGGCUGCUUUGAUCAAGGAAAGGUAUAUGGGAGCCGAUCAGACGUCGAACUUUUCGGCUAAGAAGAAGCGAAAGCGCACGACGGAUCGGAAGUUCAACUUCGAGUGGAACGCGGAGGAAGACACCAGCGGCGACUACAACCCGCUCUACCAACACCGACACGAGGCCAACUUCUUUGGUCGUGGCCGUCUUGCUGGCUUCGGGGACGAUGUCGCAGACACGGUGGCGAGGAAGUAUGCCCGUGCUCUCGAGGACCGGGAUCGCGAGGCGGGAGGAAUUCGGGCGAAGGAGAUCUUGGAAAUGGAGCGACGAAGGAGGGAGGAGAGCACACGCAACCAGCUCGACAAGCACUGGAGCGAAAAGAAACUGGAGCACAUGCGCGAGAGAGACUGGCGUAUCUUCAAGGAAGACUUCAACAUCAGUACCAAGGGUGGAAGUGUGCCGAACCCCAUGCGGUCUUGGGAUGAGUCUGGUCUCCCCAAUCGGAUAAUGGAACUUGUUAGUCGGGUUGGCUACAAGGAGCCCAGUGCUAUCCAGCGUGCUGCCAUUCCGAUUGCCUUGCAAAACCGGGAUCUUAUUGGUGUUGCCGUGACUGGUUCGGGUAAGACCGCGGCGUUCUUGCUGCCCUUGCUCGUGUACAUCGCUGAGCUACCGCGGAUCGAUGAGUUCGAGUGGAGGAAGAACGAUGGUCCUUAUGCGAUUGUCCUGGCACCCACGCGUGAAUUGGCGCAGCAGAUCGAGAUCGAAGCUAAGAAGUUUACGCAACCGCUUGGAUUCAACGUCGUCAGUAUCGUUGGUGGUCACUCCCUCGAGGAGCAAGCCUACAGCCUGCGGGAUGGUGCUGAGAUUAUCAUCGCAACGCCGGGUAGAUUGGUUGACUGCAUCGAGCGACGGAUGCUCGUGUUGAGUCAAUGUUGCUAUGUCAUUAUGGAUGAAGCUGACCGUAUGAUCGACAUGGGCUUCGAGGAACCUGUGAACAAAAUCCUCGACGCCCUCCCCGUGUCCAACGAGAAGCCCGACUCCGAAGAAGCAGAGAAUCCCAACGUGAUGAGCCGACAUAUCGCAGGCAAAGACCGCUACCGCCAAACCAUGAUGUAUACAGCCACCAUGCCAUCCGCCGUGGAACGCAUCGCCCGGAAAUACCUCCGCCGCCCAGCAAUCAUCACUAUCGGAAGCGUCGGCGAAGCCGUUGACACAGUCGAGCAACGCGUUGAGAUGAUUCCUGGCGAAGACAAGCGCAAGAAGCGUCUCGCCGACAUUCUCUCCUCUGGCGACUUCCGGCCCCCGAUCAUCGUCUUCGUCAACAUCAAACGCAACUGUGAUGCUAUCGCGCGAGAAAUCAAGCAAAUGGGCUUCUCCUCUGUUACCUUGCACGGAAGCAAGACGCAAGAACAGCGUGAAGCUGCCUUGUCCUCUGUACGGAACGGUAGCACGGAUGUACUCGUCGCCACCGAUCUUGCGGGUCGUGGUAUCGAUGUCCCGGAUGUCAGUCUGGUCGUUAACUUCAACAUGGCCAAUACCAUUGAAAGCUACACGCAUCGUAUCGGUCGUACAGGUCGUGCUGGAAAGAGUGGUGUUGCUAUUACCUUCUUGGGUAAUGAGGAUACAGAUGUUAUGUACGACCUCAAGCAAAUGCUCAUGAAGUCACCCAUUUCCCGCGUCCCUGAAGAGCUGCGCAAGCACGAAGCUGCUCAAUCGAAGCCGAACCGGAUGGGCAGGAAGAAUGAAGAUGCUGGUGGGAAGUCGGGUUGGUAG